Corythoichthys intestinalis (scribbled pipefish) is the source of this 2345-nucleotide messenger RNA. RefSeq names its product gamma-aminobutyric acid type A receptor subunit alpha3 (gene gabra3). Gene Ontology annotation, biological process: synaptic transmission, GABAergic; regulation of postsynaptic membrane potential; gamma-aminobutyric acid signaling pathway. Gene Ontology annotation, cellular component: dendrite membrane; neuron projection; postsynapse. Bases 348 to 1790 code for a protein of 480 amino acids. Gene Ontology annotation, molecular function: benzodiazepine receptor activity; inhibitory extracellular ligand-gated monoatomic ion channel activity; GABA-gated chloride ion channel activity. The transcript has 11 exons. The record is from RefSeq and is a predicted model, not a curated record. Lineage: Eukaryota; Metazoa; Chordata; Actinopteri; Syngnathiformes; Syngnathidae.
GGCCAGCGGAGCGCGUGACAGAUCAGCGCCGCUAAAGCAGCCCCCCGUGGGUUCAGGGUUUGCCCCUCCUGAAGAGCACCAAUCUGAGAUGGGUACAUGGAGGGGGCGGGAAGGAUAGUUUGAGAAGGGCUGAGCUUUUUGCGAGAAGACGCCAAUUUCGCUUUUAUUUUACCGCUGACAAAAAGAAGGGUGAAAAACGGAAAGAAAUCCCAAAAGGCAGCAGAGAAACAUCAGCCGGACCACGCGUCAGAACCUCAUUAACUCCAAAUACUGCAAGGGGAGAAAACAAGAAGAAACAGCAGGAAGACAAGCCUUAUUUUCAAGAGGGGUCCUCUGUUUAAAUUGAUAUGGCUGCUGCAUUUGGGAAGCCUGAAGCCCUGCACUUGGCCUUGUGGAUCUUCUUUCUAUGCCUCAGCAACAUUUCUCAAGCCAGUGCCCAAGUUGGACACAGAGAGCCGCUGCCUGAUGACAGUAAUAAUAUCACAAUUUUCACCCGCAUCUUAGACAGACUGUUGGAUGGAUAUGACAACAGACUACGUCCAGGGCUGGGAGAGAGUGUGACUGAAGUGAGGACAAACAUUUAUGUGACAAGUUUUGGGCCUGUGUCAGACACGGAUAUGGAGUACACCAUCGAUGUAUUUUUCCGCCAGAGUUGGAGGGAUGAGAGACUGAAAUUUGACGGGCCUAUGCAGGUGUUACCACUCAACAACCUCUUGGCUAGUAAGAUCUGGACGCCUGACACAUUUUUUCACAACGGAAAGAAAUCCGUGGCUCACAACAUGACAACUCCAAACAAACUUCUCCGAUUAGUUGACAACGGCACUCUUCUCUACACUAUGAGGUUGACCAUUCAUGCUGAAUGCCCCAUGCACCUGGAGGAUUUCCCCAUGGACGCGCAUGCCUGUCCCCUGAAAUUUGGAAGCUAUGCAUAUACCAACAAUGAGGUGAUUUAUCUCUGGACUCAGGAAGAUGAGCGGUCCGUUUCAGUAGCUGAGGAUGGUUCCAGGCUCAACCAGUAUGACCUACUGGGGCACGUUAUUGGCAAAGAAACCAUAAGUUCCAGUACAGGGGAAUAUGUAGUGAUGACAACAUAUUUCCAUUUGAAAAGGAAAAUUGGAUAUUUUGUGAUUCAAACCUAUCUUCCCUGCAUCAUGACAGUCAUACUGUCACAGGUGUCCUUCUGGUUAAACAGAGAAUCAGUUCCCGCACGAACCGUAUUUGGGGUCACCACUGUCCUCACCAUGACGACCCUAAGCAUCAGUGCCCGCAACUCCCUCCCCAAGGUUGCCUAUGCUACAGCCAUGGACUGGUUCAUGGCAGUGUGCUAUGCCUUUGUCUUCUCUGCAUUGAUUGAGUUUGCUACAGUCAACUACUUCACCAAGCGCAGCUGGGCCUGGGAUGGGAAAAAAGAGGGCAUGGAAGUCAGGGAACCGUUUCAGGCUAACAUGGCCAGGAUUAACGAUAUGAGAAGAGAAUCUGCAACUCUCUCCAAAAAGGCGAACAACACUUUCAACAUUGUUGGAACAACCUACGCCAUCAACGUAGCAAAGGACCAAGGUUUAACAACCAUUUCUAAGAGUGCCGGCACGGGGGCGUCAGCCAAACAUUCCUAUCUUCAUAAAAUGGAUGAUCCCUACACAGAAGCCAAGAAGUCUUACAACCGAGUCAGCAAAGUGGACAAGAUAUCACGCAUCAUUUUCCCUAUCCUUUUCUUCAUCUUCAACUUGGGCUACUGGGCCACAUAUGUCAAUAGAAAGCCUGCCAUCAUAGAGGCAAAUAACCUCAAUUGAAUUUGAUCAAAAGUCAGUCCUAAGCUGGUUUAACAAAGAAGGAUAGACAGGUUUGCUGGCAUCCGUAAAAACAUCCAUUCGUGUGUGUGCCUUUGCGUGUGGCAUGUGUCAAUACAGUGGUACCUUGACUUUCAACUGUAAUUGCGGAUAUGAGUAUUUAACCAGCCGACGUCCAAUCCAUUCCAAAUUAAUUUGUCAAUAGUAGACGUCUAGCACCGUCAAUUGCAGCGAUUGAAACAGUUCACGUUUUAUGAUUCUUUUAUACACUGCUAUUUUUCUUUCUUGAAAACACAUGAUAAAAAGUGUGUUUUGUGGACUGUGUCAAGAUUUAAUGACGUUGCCAUUUAUUUCAGUCGGUGAAAUCGAUUUAUAGGAGUAAAUUGAGUUAUAUGCUUGGUCAUAGUCAAGGUACUAUUGUUCCUGCACAUAAUUUAGUAUUAGUUUUGCACCGAUACCAGUAUGAGCAGCGAUACAGCACUAAAAUGACGUCAUAGGUAUCGGAGAGUACCAAGUAAUAACGUGCAGAUGCUGUGCAAUAUGUACUUUUCCGGAUCU